Molecule: messenger RNA, 1036 nt
Organism: Notothenia coriiceps (black rockcod)
Lineage: Eukaryota; Metazoa; Chordata; Actinopteri; Perciformes; Nototheniidae
Gene: vps9d1
Product: VPS9 domain containing 1
Exons: 6
Biological process (GO): vesicle-mediated transport
Cellular component (GO): endocytic vesicle; cytosol
Molecular function (GO): small GTPase binding; guanyl-nucleotide exchange factor activity
Source: RefSeq, a predicted model, not a curated record
GAGAUUUUCAGCAUCUGGGGCAGAGGAACAAGAGCAGUGCAUUCUCUAUACCAAUGUACUGGAAUAUGAGCAGGACCAUGAUUGGCCUAAACUGUGGAAAGCCAACAUGAAGGAAAAUCCUGGUGAUGUCACAUUAGUAUCAGGUCUAGUCUCCUACCUACUCAGCCGGGCAGACCACCCAGUGGUGAAGCUGCUAAGGAAACACCAGUACCGGGUUUACAACAGACUCUACCCCAUCGUCAGUAAAGGUCUCGUCCAGAGUCCUCCACGCCCGCUGACACCUUCUCGCAGCACUCACCUUCCUCACCCAGAGAAGAAGACGACCAGAGGCAGCAGUGUUGGCGGCCAGAGCUUCAGCACGGCCUCCUCCCACUCCCCCUCACUCUCUCACGACCACUCCACCAACGAUGAGGAUGAGGUAGAGGAGGAGCUUCACUCACAGGCGACGGUGGAUCGGGAGAACUCGUUUGAAGACCUGGAGCAGUUCCUGACCCAGCUGGACCGGACCCCGCUCCACAGCAGCACAGAGGACUCGGAGGGGACCUGUGAUCCGUCGCUGCAGCCGGAGCAGGACGAGGGCAGCCUCCAGGAGCUGGAGAUGAGAGCGCUGACAGAACAUCUGAAGGCUGUGGUCAAAGACAUUCAUAUUGCAAUCGAUCAACUUCUGUCCCUAUGUUUGCUCUCCUUUGAGUGCCUCAACACAGCCAACUCUAAAGACCUGUGCCUGGCCAGCAUAGAGGAAGCCUUCUUCACGCCACUCUGGAGCGUGCUGGUGGCUCUCUUCAGGAGGGUCUACAGAGAAAGGGAGCAGGCCUUUGAGAUGAGUAUGAAGCUGUACCAGGAUGUUUCACCUGGAGAUGUUGGUGUUCCCUCCAAACUAUUCCCCGAAGACUCUGACGCCCAGCAAGGUUCCUACCCAUAUGAGUCUGCUGUGCAGGAACUGAAGCUUCUGCUCAAAGACUGCUGUCCACAGAGGAAGUUGGAAUGCAUUGGUGAGUCACAUUGUGUUGUUUUAUUCUCCCUCACCCAAGACUGA